UCAUAUGUGUACAUUAUAGCGUUUUAAAGUAAAGAAAAAUGUCGGAUCAGGAGGCCUCCCCAGACAGGCCGCCAUCAGGGGAUGGCAGGGAGGAAUCAGAAGGGGAGUCCAAAAUCAAGGUGGACGAGAACAGCCCAGAAACAGACACCAAAACAGAUGAGGAAGUGGGACAGAAAUCAUCACAAGAAAUAUCAGAUAGCCUGGAGAUGGAUUCGGACAACAAAGACCGACCUGUCAGCUCCGAGAGUACCAGCCGACCCAGGAGUAGUGGCAGCGAUACUGUCCAACCCUGGAAGGGACGCAGAAAGAAGAAAAUGAAUGUCGAUCCUGAUGCCAGACAAGUUACUUUCACAAUAACCAUUUGUAUAGCUGUACCUACUAAAAAACCUGUAUCAAAAAGAAAUCGAAGAGCGGUUCAGAACAACAAUACCACGCCCUCGCGACCUUCUACUGCUGGGAUCGUGUCACUAAGUCAACCACAGUCUCGGAAUUCAACACAAAAUAUUCCUGAGAAGUCAGAAAAUAAUGCCCCGGCUCCUGUUGAGGAUGAGGAUGUGCCUGACAUUAAACAGCUGAUUAAGAAGAAGAAGCAGGUGUUUGAGGCCCCCCGGGCCCAGAAUUAUUACCACCUGGAGUACUACCUGACCCCCGAGGAGUCCAGCCUACAGAAGGUGGAUGUCGUCACGUAUGGACCUGCCGCCAUUAUCUUCAUGGCGUCACAUGACCCUCGGAUUGUCAGGACCUGGAUCGAGGGUGAAUUGACGUGGGUCGCCUGGUCUCACAAACAUGUGGUGAAUGUGACAGAUGAGUUACUGUUGAAGCUGUUCAAACAUAACAUCGAGUUACGGAUCUGGGAUACAAAAGACAAAGUUGGUGCCAAAGCCCGAUUUACCAAAAUAAAGCAGUUUAAAAUCCCAAACUCAAAACCAGGGGAAGAGGACCAGAACAGUGCACGUAACAUCGUAGUAAGACUGUCCAAAAGCUUCGCCAAGCACCAGCCAAAGAAAGCCUGCGAGAUACGACCGAUUCCCACGCAGGUGUCGUUCCACUCAGUGGACAAGGUCGUACGACCUGUGGAGGAGGAGAAGCCCCCAGAGACGAAGCCCUCCUAUGAAUCACAGCCACCAGCUGCAGGGGAUGACAAAGGGGACCCCCCAGGGUCCCCCACCCCUAAAACUCUGGUGGGGGUCCCCAAUCAAUCAACUGACCAGGAAGGAAGAUCCUCAUUCAGUCGCCUGGGCCGCCUUGCCCACUCUGAUCCCGGGGAGGAACCCUCAGGUAAAGACUCCCAGAGGAGUAAGUCCAGUACAGGGAAGGACAAAAUGGGCCCCAAAUCCUCCGCAUCAAGAGGCCCAAAAUCUGCUGGAUCUACUGGAUCAGUGAAGAAGCUUCCCUCUGCCACAGUUAAACCGCCUCGCAGAAACAAGAAACAGGAAUUAGCAGCCCAGCAGGCCGCAGAACAGAUCAGGAAGUUUGGCAUCUGUAUGGUGCCUAUACGCAUGGCCAUGUUCUUCUCAGGUAUGAAGAAUGUUACUAAUCGGCUAAAAUCACCAGUACCAGGGAUAGAGGACAUGUUUCUACAACUCAAGCUGGACGUUCCUCUGAUGUCUGAACAACAGAAGAAAGAACUGAAUCCAAUGAUCAUUACGAUAAAGAAUGCUACAAACCUGCCAAAUUCUCCAAUGACAUAUGCUGAACUAAACGAAAAAUGUCAGCCAGUGUUUUGUCGAUAUCAAUUCCAUAAUCAGCCAGAGCAUUGCAGCGUGGGAAGGGAGCAGAAAGAGAACGUCUACUGGGAUGACCUCAAUGUUGUGUUACUAGGGACCCAAGAAAACUCGGAGCUUCGUCAGUAUCUGAACGGUCCUCCUAUGGAAAUAGAGGUACAUGACAGGGAUCGUAAACCAGAGGGGGUCAAACUCAAACCUACCCUGUUUGGUGACGAUCUAGAGGAUGAAAAAAUCAGUAAUGUAGGAACAGUCGCAAGUAGGAGAACUGUGCAUAAUCCAUUCAAGGGACGUAACAAACCCUGGGAUCCCUACGGAGUGGCUAGAGUGGACCUGUCCGAGCUCCUCCUGGGACACCAGUACCUCCACCUGACCGUCCCCAUACAGAACUGCCCCAUCCCUGACGUGUUCCCCUCGGAGGAGAGGGAGGACGGACGGUCAGUGGGGGUCAUGGGUGCGGUAGACGGGCCAGUGGACAGGCCUUUUAAUGCGGGGCAUUAUGUACAAUCAAAUUCCAUGUUAAAAUUGAAAGUAGAACUAGCCCACCCACUAACAACUCCAGAGGAGGUCGCAGCCAAGGAACCCCUGUCUAGCACCCCACAGUGCCCCUUUGGUAGAAUUAUCUACAUCUUUGGUUACAAGAACACCACAAUCUUAAACCUACUGGAAACUCUAGUCACUGAAAUAAAUGCCAAGGCGUUAGAGCUGGACAACAUGCCACCCCACGUCAUCAGUGCUGCUCUGUCAACCUACAAACUAUCACUGGAGCAGCAGAGGAGCCGUGAUUUGGACAUAAUCACUGGGUUCCAGGUGAUGGAUGGGGAUAAACAUGUGUUUGUUUUGGAGGGCCUUAGGGACAAAGCCAUUGAGUAUGUGUGGGAGAAUGUCACUGGCCCAGAAAACUCAGAUGUGCGUGUGUUGUAUAACUCAGACCUGAGCUUCAGUGAGCGUCUGUACGGUCCUCUGGAUGUGGACCUGUGUCGGGUCAAGCUACACGAGCCCCUGGGUCAGAUUGUACAGCAGCCUCUGUUGUAUGUCAGAGACAUGGUCCCUAAACCCUGCUUCCAGGGGCUCCUCAACCUCCACCAGAUUGUAAACUCCAAUGUGAUGAAGGAUGUAAUAAGAAAUUCACUGUUCCCUCUGGCUGACAUGGUGAUCUCAAUGAGUCGUGAGUUUGGAGUUCCCAUAACUCAGGAGGACUUUGAUGAGCUACAGUUGAAGAAGCCAACAGAAGUAGUUAUUGAGGAGAGAGAGGAGCAGCCAGAGGAGCUGGUGCGUGAGACGAGUCGUAUGUGGACCCCCAUAGAUAACUUCAACCCUCAGUACAUGGAGGCCAUAACAGGCCGACAACAAAGGGUCAACUUCAUUAAAGAAAACAAGGAUGAUGUGAAGGUAAUUAGUGAUAAGAAUAAGGAGGAGCGAGAGAGAACAAAAGUCCCCACCAUACGGGCCGACGUUAAAGUGGCUCAUAAUUACAGCUCCCACUCCCUGAACUCCACAGAACUCGCCAAGGAGAAACUACGACAGAUGCUAGCAGAGGAGCCGGACACUAGAUUUACCUACUGCCAGGAGUUCCAUCACUCCAUGACGGUGGUACCCGUCAAUGUGGAGGCACUCAAAAAAGCCGAGAAGGAGGAGUCUCGUGCCAGGUGGAAGACCGAGUCAGGGUGGAUUUAUCCCGGAAUGAAAUCCACACUGGAGUGUAACGAACAUCCCAGGAGACCCGACACAGCAAGGAUAGAGGAACUACACGAGUUAUGGAGGGAAAACAUUCUACAUGUGGGCAUGCUUCAACCUCCACUAGACCGUGACAAGUUUCCAUGGUUACACAGACAUUACGACAUGGAGCUGUAUAGGCGCCCACAGUCAUGCUUCAUCAGGGAACCUGUUACCAUUCACCUGGCUGGACAGAAGCUCAAGGAGGAGAAACUAGCGGCCCUGAAGAAAGACAUGGAAGUCUGGAGGUCAAAGGUUGUGGUGGAUGACACGCGGCAGUACGUCCACCGAUGUCUGAUUGAGACCGAGCUACAAGAGCGAUCAAGAAAAUCUCAGAACCAGAUCGACAAGUUAAAAGGUCUGCUGAAAGAUAAACCAGUCAAAUUCUCCCUCAGAAGACAAGGUCUGGCCCUGAAGGAGGUGCCUCCUCUAGGUGUGGUGGUAAACCCCAGCGUGGAUACCGCCGCGCGGGAGGCCGGUCUGCCGUUAUUACCCGCGGUAGAGAACGAAGGCGUGGAGAAAACUAACGGCUUCAAACCCGGACCUUACGAGGAUCACAGCUGGAAUCUAGAGAGAAACAAGAUCCCUGUGUAUGACUACCAACACAGGCAGUUCAGGGAGACCAAAGGCGCAGACUUCAAUGCUAUUCACACGGAGAGGACUAAGCUGUACAGACGGACUAUCGUCCCCCUACAGGACUCAGAGAGAGACAACCAUCUCUUCUGGAUCCCUGAUGACGUCAGUAAAUUUGGCCCGUACGAAGGGAUUGAGCCGGUCAGUAAAUCAAGCCUCCCUCCUGUAGAGAACCCCAAUAUAGCCGUGUCCACAGUAAUAGCACAAAGGCUACAGUCAACUGACCAGAAACUGACCGCUUCUCCAACAGGUGUACGUGCAGAUCUGAACUCGGGAAUCACAAAGUCUUUCAAGGCCAAGGAGGCAUUAGUCAGUUAAUGAGAAAUGGUACAGAAGAAAAAAUUAUAUUUCUGUUAUCUAUAUCUCUAGUUUAUGUCAUUUCCAGUAAAAAUAUUGACUUUUAUUUGGUAAGAAAUACUGCUGAUUGUUUACAAGUUUUGAUACAAUCAUUGAAGUCCAAAAGUGUAUAAAACUUACAUGAAUUUUGUUAUUUCUGCUGAACUUAAAGGUGCCUUCAUGAAUGUUUACAUAUUAAUAGAUUCCUCUAUUUUUUUGAUCUGUGAUAAAUGUCCGUAUUAUAUUUAUUUGAAGUAUUAAAAUAUAUAUAUUUUUGUAUAUUAGUUUUAAAUUAGUACGUACAUGUAGUUUUAAAAAAUUACAUUUAUAUUAUUAAUUUGUGCAUGAAAACAAGUUAUUAAUGCUGAUAAUUCAAGUCAUUUUGGGUGUAUUUGAAACAGACACAUAUAGUAAUUUUUUAUAUGUGUGGGUUUUUAUCAGAAUGCAUGAUUGACAGAACAAUGUAUGGAAGUGAAACUGAUUAAAAAGUGUUGCGUGAAUUUCAUUCAAAAGGUUGGUGAUAAAUAUCUCCACGUAUGAUAUUUUCAUCACAAAUCGGUGGAAAACUGCUGACAAUUUUAACAUGUAUACAUAUAUAGAGUAUUAUAUAAAGGAACAAUGUCAUGUCACUUCAGAGUGGUGAUAUCCUUAGUGGUCUAUACUGCUGGUAGUUGAUAAAGUCCCAAAUCAUACUGUUAAUGUGGUGUUAUUUAUAUCCAUAUAUUUCAUGUACUUAAUGUUGUGACACUGUGGCUACUAUUUGUGAUGUUUUUGUUAUAAGUUAUGAAUACCAUUUUUACUGUAUAAGUUGGUCACUUCAAAUACUAUUAUACUGCAAUUUCCAAGAGUAGGUGUGAAAUCCAAUACUAUUUGAACAUUUCUUGGAUUGUUGUUGAAUUGGAUUUUAAAACUAGACUUUACAUCAAUAUAUAUCUACAUAUGAAUUGACAUUAAGUUCAUAAGAAAAUGCAGUAUGUUCCUUAUAAAAAAAAGUUAGAUUUGUAGUUAAGAAUUGGAAAUUUAGCAUUUACAGGCAUUUACUUGCUGUCAGUGGUUUAUACAUUGUAAAUCUUGGAGAGAAAAAAACAUUUGUUAUAAUAACCUGUGUUUAUUUGAAGUGUCUUGUUACAUAAUUGUAUUAACUGUAUUAACAUGUCAGUAUUGUGUGUGUUUUAUGAAAGGAUGUACAUAUAUUUAUAUAUUAUUAUCAUUUUCAGCCGUAAUGUGAGAUGUUCCGGUUUUAAAUAUUCAUUUCAACAUGAAUAGUCUCAGUUAUAUUCAAGAUUAAAGAUAAAAUUUAUAUUUAUUUUAUGAAGACAUAUCUGCACUGAGUUAAUCGUAGUAAACAGCCUCUGUCCAGAUUUUAUUUUUUAUUUUGUUGGGCACUUUGUCCUAACUUGGGCAAACUUUGUUGUUUUGUGGCACCAAUCCCUUUACAAAAGCUGUUUUCAGCAAAUUAGUGGCCUAUAAUUCUGUGAUUGAUUUAUACUGUUUAUUUUUUAUAUUUUAUUUCUUAUUAAUUACUUCCAAUAACAAUAAAUGCUUAUUUUCACUAUCAA
Messenger RNA from Saccostrea cuccullata (small rock oyster), 5968 nucleotides. RefSeq lists its product as uncharacterized. The coding region runs from base 39 to 4391 and encodes 1450 amino acids. NCBI's taxonomy places the organism in Eukaryota, Metazoa, Mollusca, Bivalvia, Ostreida, Ostreidae. The record is from RefSeq and is a predicted model, not a curated record. The transcript is spliced from 24 exons.